This is a messenger RNA of Scedosporium apiospermum, 1539 nucleotides long. Its product is annotated as Eukaryotic translation initiation factor 2 subunit gamma. Gene Ontology annotation, cellular component: cytosol; eukaryotic translation initiation factor 2 complex. Gene Ontology annotation, molecular function: GTP binding; GTPase activity; translation initiation factor activity. Lineage: Eukaryota; Fungi; Ascomycota; Sordariomycetes; Microascales; Microascaceae. The transcript has 3 exons. Gene Ontology annotation, biological process: formation of translation preinitiation complex; positive regulation of translational fidelity. Bases 1 to 1539 code for a protein of 512 amino acids. The record is from RefSeq and is a predicted model, not a curated record.
AUGUCGGCCAACGGCGACAAAUACGACCCCGACAUCGAGUCUGAUUCCGACGCGGAAUCGGUCGGCGAGGUCGGCGCCGGCGCUGCUCCUGAGAAGCCUCUCAAGCCCGCCCUCAAGAAAUCGUCGAAUCCCAUGACGUCUACCGACCCCACCAUCCAGAGACCGCCUCUACCUCCCCAGACGGAUCCCAAGGAUCUCGACGUCAACACCCUCACGCCCUUGACCCCAGAGAUUAUCGCGAGGCAAGCGACCAUAAACAUUGGUACCAUCGGCCACGUCGCCCACGGAAAGUCCACCGUCGUCAAGGCCAUCUCCGGCGUGCAGACCGUUCGUUUCAAGAACGAGCUGAUCCGGAACAUUACCAUCAAGCUUGGUUAUGCCAAUGCGAAGAUUUACCAGUGCGACAACAAGGCUUGUCCCAGGCCUACGUGCUACAGGAGCUACAAGAGUGACAAGGAGGUUGAUCCUCCUUGCGAGCGGGAGGGAUGUGGAGGAACCUACAGGCUGUUGCGCCAUGUAUCCUUCGUUGACUGCCCCGGUCACGAUAUUCUCAUGAGCACCAUGUUGUCAGGAGCCGCGGUCAUGGACGCCGCCCUCCUUCUUAUAGCAGGAAACGAAUCCUGCCCCCAGCCCCAAACUUCCGAGCACUUGGCUGCCAUCGAAAUUAUGAAGCUGGACAAGAUCAUCAUUCUGCAGAACAAGGUGGACCUGAUGCGACAAGAGGCUGCUGAGCAACACUACCAGUCAAUCCUCAAGUUCAUUAGGGGUACAGUAGCCGGCAAGUCGCCCAUCAUCCCCAUUUCUGCCCAGCUCAAGUUCAACAUCGACUCCGUUCUCGACUCCAUCGUCAACACCAUCCCCAUCCCCCCUCGAGACUUCACCCUUGACCCUUACAUGAUCGUCAUCCGAUCCUUCGACGUCAACAAGCCCGGUGCCGAGAUCCACGAGCUCAAGGGCGGUGUCGCCGGUGGCAGUAUCCUCCACGGUGUCCUCAAGCUCGGCGACGAGAUCGAGAUCCGCCCCGGCAUCGUCACCCGCGACGAGAAGGGCGCCCUCCAGUGCAAGCCCAUCUUCAGCCGCAUCGUCUCCCUCAACUCCGAAGCCAACGAUCUCAAGUACGCCGUCCCCGGAGGUCUCAUCGGUGUCGGUACGCGUAUCGAUCCUACCCUCUGCCGAGCCGACCGUCUCGUCGGUCACGUCCUCGGUCUCAAGGGCCGCCUCCCCGAGAUCUACAGCGAGAUCGAAAUCAACUUCUACCUCCUCCGCCGCCUCCUCGGUGUCCGAACCGCCGACGGAAAGCAGGCCAAGGUCGCCAAGCUGUCGAAGAACGAGGUCAUCAUGGUCAACAUCGGUUCUACUUCCACCGGUGCCAAGGUCUCCGCCCACAAGAACGACGCUGCUAAGCUCAUCCUCACGACCCCUGCUUGCACCAACAUUGGCGAGAAGGUUGCUCUUUCCCGUCGUAUCGAGAAGCAUUGGCGGUUGAUCGGAUGGGCCACCAUUGUUGCUGGCGUCACUCUCGAGCCGACUACUUCCUAA